AUGGCCAUGCAGGAGAAAUACCCAAGUGAGCGGUUCUCUCAUGCCACAUCACCAGGUUCCAGUGUGAUUCAGAGGGGUGGUUCCCUGGGGACUGAAUGGCAGACCCCAGUUAUCUCGGAGGCGUUUCGGAGCCGCUUCAGCCGCUGUUCAAGUAUAGCCGACAGUGGGGACACAGCCAUUGGCACAUCAUGCUCAGACAUUGCGGAGGAUUUUUGCAGCUCAAGUAGCAGUCCUUCUUUCCAGCCCAUCAAAAGCCACGUAACCAUUCCAACAGCCCAUGUGAUGCCUUCUACUUUGGGGACGUCUCCUGCCAAGCCAAAUUCUCCUGCCGGACCCUCUUCUUCCAAACUUCCUUUGUCAGGGUUGACUGAAAGUGUGGGGAUGACAAGAAAUGGAGAUCUCGGUGCAAUGAAACGUUCUCCAGGCCUAUCUAGAGAUUUCAUGUAUCUUUGUGGUGCUGCUGGAGAGAAUGGAGUUGAGCAGUCCUGGUUUCCAGCAGUGGGCCAUGAAAGAGAAGAAGAGGCAAGGAAGUUUGAUAUUCCCAAUAUGGAGUCUACCCUCAAUCAGUCGGCAGUGAUGGAGACGCUUUAUUCAGAUCCCCACUACCGAGCCUCGUUCCACAACCCAAGAACCGACACAAACAAGGAGUUAUACAGAGUGUUGCCUGAGACCAAGAAGGCACCAGGCAGUGGGGCGGUAUGUGAGCGGAAUGGACCACACCCUAGUGGCAGCGGGGUUCUUCCUUUGGGACUCCAGCCUGCUCCUGGGCUCUCCAAGCCUCUACCUUCUCAGGUGUGGCAACUGAAUCCUGACCCUUGGCAUCCCCGUGAGCGAUCUUGUGAGCUCAGCACUUGUCAGCAGCAGCUGGAUUUGAUCCGUUUACAGAUGGAACAAAUGCAGCUUCAGAAUGGAGCCAUCUGCCACCAUCCUGCUGCUUUUUCUCCUUCAUUGCCCACAUUAGACCCAGCACAGUGGAUCAGCAUCUUGAACAGUAAUGAAAACCUUCUGAAGGAAAAGGAGCUCCUUAUUGACAAGCAGAGGAAACAUAUCUCUCAGCUGGAGCAGAAAGUGCGAGAGAGCGAACUACAAGUCCACAGUGCUCUUUUGGGCCGCCCUGCCCCCUUUGGGGAUGUCUGCUUGCUGAGACUGCAGGAAUUGCAGCGAGAGAACACUUUCUUACGUGCACAGUUUGCACAGAAGGCAGAAGCCUUGAGCAAAGAAAAGAUGGAGCUUGAAAAGAAACUCUCUGCUUCAGAAGUUGAAGUCCAGCUCAUCAGAGAGUCACUCAAAGUGGCAUUGCAGAAGCAUUCAGAGGAGGGGAAGAAACAGGAAGAAAGGGUCAAGGGUCGUGAUAAACAUAUCAAUAAUUUGAAAAAGAAAUGUCAGAAGGAAUCAGAGCAGAACCGGGAGAAGCAGCAGCGUAUUGAGACUUUGGAACGCUACCUGGCUGACCUGCCCACCUUGGAAGACCAUCAGAAGCAGAGCCAGCAGCUUAAGGAUUCUGAGUUGAAGAGCACAGAGCUGCAGGAGAGAGUGACUGAGCUGGAGAGUUUGCUGGAGGAGACCCAGGCAGCCUGCAGAGAGAAGGAGGUUCAACUGGAAAGCCUGAGACAGAGGGAAGCAGAAUUCUCCUCCACUAGACAUAGCCUGCAAGAUAAGCACUGUGUGGAGGCGGCCAGUGGGGAAGAUACAGCUCAACGGGGAGAAGGUCCCCAAGUGGAAAUGGAGUCCUGGCAGAAGGAAUGUGAUUCCCUUCGAAAGAUUGUGGAGAAGCAACAGCAGAAGAUUGAUCAGUUGCGUUCACAAGUACAGAGCCUAGAGCAGGAAGUGGCUCAAGAAGAAGGAACAAGCCAGGCCCUGAAAGAGGAGGCCGAAAGGGGGGGAAAGAGACACAGAUAAAUGUGAAUAGCUGGUCUCUGUAGUGAACUUUCGGUACAGAACCAGGACCUCAUUGAGAAGAAUCUGACGCUCCAAGAACACCUGCGCCAGGCCCAAUCAGGGUCCCCAUCUUCAUCAGACACGGCCCAGCUGGCAUUUGAGCUGCAUCAGGAGUUGGCCAGUUGCCUUCAAGAUCUGCAGGCUGUCUGUAGCAUUGUGACCCAGAGGGCCCAGGGUCAUGACCCCAGUCUCUCCCUGCUCCUGGGCAUUCACUCUACACAGCAUGCAGGGACUCAGCUAGAUUUUCAGAAGCCGGAUGUGAUCAGGAGGAAACUAGAAGAGGUUCAACAGCUACGCCGUGACAUCGAGGACUUAAGGACCACCAUGUCAGACAGAUACGCCCAGGACAUGGGAGAAAACUGUGUCACACAGUGA
This is a messenger RNA of Lipotes vexillifer (Yangtze River dolphin), 2313 nucleotides long. It is a transcript of the gene CEP85, whose product is annotated as centrosomal protein 85. Lineage: Eukaryota; Metazoa; Chordata; Mammalia; Artiodactyla; Lipotidae. The transcript has 13 exons. Gene Ontology annotation, cellular component: centrosome. The record is from RefSeq and is a predicted model, not a curated record.